This is a messenger RNA of Xyrauchen texanus (razorback sucker), 3945 nucleotides long. It is a transcript of the gene smad3a, whose product is annotated as SMAD family member 3a. The transcript has 9 exons. The record is from RefSeq and is a predicted model, not a curated record. Lineage: Eukaryota; Metazoa; Chordata; Actinopteri; Cypriniformes; Catostomidae. Gene Ontology annotation, biological process: SMAD protein signal transduction; transforming growth factor beta receptor signaling pathway; BMP signaling pathway. Gene Ontology annotation, molecular function: DNA-binding transcription factor activity, RNA polymerase II-specific; RNA polymerase II cis-regulatory region sequence-specific DNA binding; I-SMAD binding. The coding region runs from base 227 to 1504 and encodes 425 amino acids. Gene Ontology annotation, cellular component: heteromeric SMAD protein complex.
UCGAGAGUGAGAGAGAUAGACGAAGCGUCGAUGAGUGAGCGCUGAACUUGAGGGUCUCACGUCUCAGGUCCUCACUUGUCCGCAUUUUUAUUAUCGAACUCUACCCAUCUCUUUAUACUGAUUUACCAUCCUCGGAUUACAUCGAAGACAAACGUGUCUCAAAUUUCUCUCCGAGUUGCGUGAGAGAGACUGCGCGCGAGAGGAGGAACGUUCAACUGAAUCCAACAUGUCAAUUUUACCGUUCACUCCGCCGAUUGUGAAGAGGCUGCUGGGCUGGAAGAAGGGAGAGCAGAACGGACAGGAGGAGAAGUGGUGCGAAAAGGCCGUCAAGAGUCUGGUGAAGAAGCUGAAGAAGACGGGACAGCUGGACGAGCUGGAGAAAGCCAUCACAACUCAGAGUGUCAACACCAAGUGUAUCACUAUACCACGAUCACUAGAUGGCCGGUUGCAGGUAUCUCAUAGGAAAGGACUUCCUCAUGUGAUCUACUGUCGUCUAUGGCGCUGGCCUGACCUGCAGUCUCACCAUGAGCUCAGAGCAGUUGAACUCUGUGAGUUUGCCUUCCACGUGAAAAAGGACGAGGUGUGUGUCAAUCCCUACCACUACCAGCGCGUCGAGACACCAGUUCUUCCUCCAGUGCUGGUGCCUCGUCACACUGAAAUCCCCAGUGAGUUUCCUCCUCUGGAUGACUACAGUCACUCCAUCCCAGAAAACACCAUUUUCCCCGCAGGCAUUGAGCCCCAGAGCAACUACAUACCAGAGACGCCCCCUCCAGGCUAUAUUAGUGAAGAUGGAGAGACCAGCGAUCAUCAGUUGAACCGCAGCAUGGACACAGGGUCUCCAAACCUGUCACCAAACCCUGUGUCUCCUGCCCACAAUAACUUGGAUCUACAGCCAGUGACGUACUGUGAACCAGCAUUCUGGUGCUCGAUUUCAUACUAUGAGCUAAACCAGAGAGUCGGUGAAACUUUCCAUGCCUCUCAGCCCUCUUUAACAGUAGACGGCUUCACAGACCCGUCCAACUCUGAGCGCUUCUGCCUGGGCCUGCUGUCCAACGUCAACCGCAAUGCUGCUGUGGAGCUCACGCGCAGACACAUUGGCCGAGGUGUGCGCUUGUACUACAUUGGAGGGGAAGUGUUUGCAGAGUGUCUAAGUGACAGCGCCAUCUUUGUCCAGAGCCCCAACUGUAAUCAGCGUUAUGGCUGGCACCCUGCCACUGUCUGCAAGAUCCCACCAGGCUGUAAUCUGAAGAUUUUUAAUAAUCAGGAGUUCGCAGCUCUAUUGGCCCAGUCUGUGAAUCAGGGCUUUGAAGCCGUGUAUCAGCUCACCCGCAUGUGCACCAUUCGCAUGAGCUUCGUGAAGGGCUGGGGAGCCGAGUACAGGCGGCAGACAGUGACUAGCACCCCCUGCUGGAUAGAACUGCACCUGAACGGACCUCUGCAGUGGCUGGACAAAGUGCUCACUCAAAUGGGCUCCCCCUCCAUCCGUUGCUCCAGUGUGUCAUAGGAAAAGCUCUCUCUGUACAAACAAGUAAAAAGUUCCUUCAGGAGUCAAAGGCUGAAGACCUUUAUACCAACCUGCCAAUUGGGUCCUUCUUUCACAGACUCAGUAGCACUUUCACAUGUGUUUGUCUCACGUUGGAGGAGUCUAUCACAAUAUGUGCAUAUAUUCAUUUUUGUUUUAUAAUGGUAUCGUUUGCAUAUUUUUUUUUGUUUUUAUAAAAUGUUGCCAUUUGUUAUAUAUUUUGUUAUAUACAGUAGCAUGUGUACAUGUAUGUAAGAUCUCCUCUCUCUCUCAUCUUACGUGAUGCUGUUGUUAGGUACAUGUUUACCAUAACAUGCAUAUUAGAUGCUUGAUUAUUUUUAGAAAAUAAAAGUGCUUUUUUUCUAAAGUAAAGACAUGAAGCUUUUAAAAUCCCUGUUAAACUGUCUGAAUUUUCCUCUUUGUUUUGGUUUUAUCAAAAUAAUGGAAACUUGGCCCUUGUCAUAUAUGUUAAGUAGUACAUAUCAAUAUGACUCAGUGCUUCUCCUUCCUAAUGAGAAUCAAAAUGAAUGUCUUUUAUACCCGGUGUCUAACCUGGCACAACUCUGUAAAGCCUUUAAUGGUAACAAUGUAUGCAAACACUUAAGCCCAAAUUACUUUUAGUCAAUCACCCAUUACAUUAUUGUGUGAUGAUAACACCUCUCUACAAUUCUCUGCACAGGCUACAAAAUGGCAAACAAUGUCAUCUUCAUAUGUGCACAUGAUGGAUUAUGUUAUCUUGUGUUUUAUAUGCUAAUAUCUCUUAUGUUUGAUGAAAUGUUAGGGGCUUUUGUCAUUGUUCAGAUGUUGAGCUGAGAGCCUCAAUUUCCUCCUACAGCAGAGUUCCAUUUGUACUGUUUAUGUAUCUCAUAAUGGACCCAUGCUAAGCGUGUGUCUAUAAGUAUGUGUGCAGGUUGUGUGGGAGCCGUCCUCUGUGCGUGUGUGCGUAUAUGUUGGUUUCUGUAGUAUCCGCUCUAGAGUUGAUUUCAGUUUUGUCUAUAGUGAAACAGAUGUGUCUCUCUGAGCUGUCCUCACAGAUUCAGUGGAGUUCUGUAUGUUUGGAGUGAAUGAAUGUGAAAUUAAAACUGAGUUUAAGGAUUUGUAACAUUUGCAUGUGGUUGGAGCUGUCAUUGUUCUCCGGUCAGGAACUCUUCAAGCUCUGGAGAUUGAGUGAUAUUGUUUGCAACUGUUCUACAUCACUUUAUCAGCUUUGGAAAAGAAAUUCCUUUUGGAAGUUUUGGUGGAUUUUACCAAAAAAUUAAAAAAACAUCUUCAGUGGGCAUUACAUAGUUAACAAUUCAGAUCCUAUAAUGUUGGCAUUAAAUGUUUUUUGAUAUUGUGCAGAGUUUUAAAGGUUCAUUACAAAAAGACGUAGAUCAGCUGUGUGCCUUUGCAUCAACUCUCAUAACACAGAUUCUGUACAUAGUAUAUUAGAGAAUUCUACACAGGCAGGCAGUUAUGCAUAUUGUUUAGUAAAUCGGUCGUCCGAUGUUGGAUUACUCAGAGUUGUGAUCUUUUCUCAGCUGAACUUGUAAAUAUGCCUGAUAUAUUGAUGACGCAUGCCUGUUUACUGAAACUCAUGCCAUUUGUACUGUAGACUUUAUUUUGCUACCAAAUAUUUUUUCAGAACAGGGACGGGGAAAGUAAAUGCUCUUACCUCCACUUUUGUAAUCACUGAGGAGGGGAGGUGGUACUGCUGGCAGAUCUUUGUAAGGCUAUCCCUGUAUUUUUAUAUGUCAGAUGCUCAUAGGAUAUGGAGAGGGGCUUUAAGAAUGGAAAUGUUUUAUCAUAAUGAGCUUCGUAAAAUCCAGGUCCUAUUCAGUCCUUUUUAAAGUGCUUGCAAUGAGGAACAAGCACUUUGCAUGCCUUUUUUAAAUCUAAAAGGUGUUGUAAUGUGUUGUAGAGGAAUAAUGAAGUUCAGAAUAUCAGUUAGGUGCAUCACAGACAUUAGAAAAAAUGUAUGAUAUCUGUGCGCAUAAAUGUCCAUAAGGACUGUUGUGUGAUUUAAAUGCUCUGAGACUUUACUUUGGUAACGUCAGCAUGAUAUUAUUGAAUGACUAGGAUUCCUCGAAAUGUAUUUAUAACAUCUUUGUGUCAUCUGGCAAGGACAACAUAGAAGGUACUGAUUUUAGUCAGGAAAUGAUUUAUUGUCCAUCUAAGCAAACAGAUGUUUCCUUUGAGAGGAAAAAUCAAAUCUUAUUUUCUCAACAAAUUGUUGAGGAUAUUUUAAGUAAUGUGCAUUUAUUGUGCUUGUGUUAACAUUUCCCAUUCAGUGACUUUGUGGCUUAGUGGUGAUUGUUGUGCUUGACAUUUCUUAGAUUUCUUCUUUGUAUAAUUAUCUUUAUUGUUUCUCUCCAUCCUUAAAGUUUGUCAAGAGAAAAAAAAAGCAUUAUUUGCUAUUGUUGUACUAUUAAUAAAUAUGUUAA